This is a messenger RNA of Phycodurus eques (leafy seadragon), 2461 nucleotides long. It is a transcript of the gene crnkl1, whose product is annotated as crooked neck pre-mRNA splicing factor 1. Lineage: Eukaryota; Metazoa; Chordata; Actinopteri; Syngnathiformes; Syngnathidae. The transcript has 14 exons. Gene Ontology annotation, biological process: mRNA splicing, via spliceosome; spliceosomal complex assembly. The coding region runs from base 135 to 2363 and encodes 742 amino acids. Gene Ontology annotation, molecular function: protein binding. Gene Ontology annotation, cellular component: post-mRNA release spliceosomal complex; Prp19 complex; U2-type catalytic step 2 spliceosome. The record is from RefSeq and is a predicted model, not a curated record.
GGACGUUGCAAAGCAUUGUGGGAACUGUCAUGGUGGCUCGCGUGCGCUGCAAAAAACAAUUCGGCGUCUCUCUGACUUUGUUUGGGUUUUUACUUCAAAUAAUCGACUAGUUUCAGAAUUUUUGGGUUGCCAAAAUGGCUUCGACGGCAGCUGGGAAACAGCGAAUACCGAAGGUGGCGAAGGUGAAGAAUAAAGCCCCGGCGGAGGUGCAGAUCACCGCCGAGCAGCUUCUCAGGGAAGCCAAAGAACGAGAACUUGAACUUCUGCCGCCGCCACCUAAACAAAAGAUCACCGACAAGGAAGAACUGAACGACUACAAGCUGAGGAAGAGGAAGGCAUUUGAGGACAACAUCCGAAAGAACCGCACCGUAAUCAGUAACUGGAUUAAAUACGCGCAAUGGGAGGAAAGCCUGACAGAGAUCCAGAGGGCUCGGUCCAUUUACGAGCGUGCGCUGGACGUGGACCACCGAAACGUGACCCUGUGGCUGAAAUACGCCGAAAUGGAGAUGAAGAGUCGGCAGGUGAACCACGCCCGCAACAUCUGGGACAGAGCCAUCACCAUCCUGCCCCGUGUCAACCAGUUCUGGUACAAGUACACGUACAUGGAGGAGAUGCUGGGAAAUGUGGCGGGCUGCAGACAGGCGUUUGAGCGCUGGAUGGAGUGGGAGCCCGAAGAGCAGGCCUGGCAUUCUUACAUCAACUUUGAGCUACGCUACAAGGAGGUGGACAAAGCUCGCAGCAUCUACGAGCGAUUCGUCAUGGUCCACCCCGAGGUGAAGAACUGGAUCAAGUACGCUCGUUUCGAGGAGAAGCACGGCUACAUCGCUCACAGCAGGAAGGUGUACGAGCGUGCCGUGGAGUUCUUUGGGGAGGAGCACGUGGACGAGUACCUCUUUGUUGCCUUCGCCAGGUUUGAGGAGAUUCAGAAGGAGUUUGAGCGCGUGCGUGUGAUCUACAAGUACGCUUUGGACAGGAUCCCCAAGCAGCAUGCCCAGGAACUCUUCAAAAACUACACCAUGUUUGAGAAAAAAUUUGGAGACCGACGGGGCAUCGAGGACGUCAUCGUCAGCAAAAGAAGGUUCCAGUAUGAGGAGGAGGUCAAGGCCAACCCACACAACUAUGAUGCCUGGUUCGAUUAUCUCCGGCUGGUGGAGAGCGAUGCCGAUCCCGACACGGUGCGAGAGGUGUACGAGCGCGCCAUCGCCAACGUCCCGCCCAUCCAAGAAAAGCGCCACUGGAGACGCUACAUCUACUUGUGGAUCAACUACGCCCUCUACGAAGAACUGGAGGUCAUGGACGUGGACAGUACAAGGCAGGUGUAUCAGGCCUGUCUGGAUCUGAUCCCUCACAAAAAGUUCACCUUUGCGAAGAUCUGGCUUCUAUACGGUCAGUUUGAGAUCAGACAGAAGAACCUGCAGGGCACCAGAAAGGUCAUGGGCACGGCGAUCGGGAAAUGUCCCAAGAACAAACUCUUGAAGGGCUACAUCGAGCUGGAGCUUCAGCUGCGCGAGUUUGACCGCUGCCGGAAGCUCUACGAAAAAUACCUGGAGUUCUCGCCGGAGAACUGCACUACCUGGAUCAAGUUUGCAGAGCUGGAGACCAUCCUGGGCGAUGUGGACCGGGCCCGCGCCAUCUUUGAGCUCGCCAUCGGACAGCCGCGACUGGACAUGCCCGAGGUUCUGUGGAAAUCCUACAUCGACUUUGAGAUUGAGCAGGAGGAGUUCGGGAACACGAGGAACCUUUACAAAAGACUACUGCAGCGUACCCAGCACGUCAAGGUUUGGAUUAGCUACGCCAAGUUCGAGUUGUCGCUGGAAGGCAGCGAGCGGCUGCCGAAGUGCCGCCAGAUCUUUGAGGAGGCCAACAAGAGCCUGAGGAGUUGUGAGGAGAAGGAGGAGCGACUCAUGCUGCUCGAGUCAUGGAAGGACUUUGAGGCUGAGUUUGGCUCAGACAGCAGCAGGGAACAGGUCCGGGAGCUGUUGCCCGAGAAGGUCAAAAAGAGGAGGAAGCUCACGGCCGAGGACGGGUCGGACGCGGGCUGGGAGGAGUACUACGACUACAUUUUCCCCGAGGACGCCGCCAACCAACCCAACCUCAAGCUGCUCGCCAUGGCCAAGGUGUGGAAGAAGCAGCAGCAGCCAGCCAACGAGGACGACCGGAACCUUCCGGAAAAAGCUCAGAGGAAUGAGGAGACAUCCGCCGCCGCUUCCAAAGACGUGCUGGAACACUCUGAGGGAAGCAAAGUUACCGAAGAAGACAAGGUGUGUGACGACAGAGAUGACAGUAGGAGGAGUGAGGAAGAAGACGGAGAGAAGGAGGAUGUUAGCGAAAAGAAGAACAAAAGCGAUGAGGAUCAAGAUUAAGAUUUUUUUGUCUGUCUUUAUGUGAUGACCAACAUUUUUUUUUUAAUACGAAUGUUUAUUGAGCAUGUACAGCAAUUAAAGACGAUUUGUAGCUUUCA